AUGAGGCUUUCGACGCUCCUCGUUGCCGUUAACUACCUCGGCUUAGCCUCCGCUGCGUCCAUCGCCAACCCUGCCGACAGCUUGCAUACUCUAAAUAAGAGAAAUUGCUUUGAAAGUGGUGUGAGCUUUAGCUCUGAUCGGGGCACUGCUGUAGCUAAAGCUCGAACGGCCUGCAACGGCCCCUUGAAGGGCACAUAUCGCAAGGGCCACAGUCACGAUCGAUCCGAAUGCUACAAUCUCUCCGGUAGCAAGCAAGUAAAAUUCACCGUGGGCCUCACAGGCCCUAAUGCCGGUGACUCGGCCAGCCUUAGUUUCGAAGACUGCCUCGACGGCCUUUCGAGUGAGAUCUACAAUUGCGGUAAGGGAGGUGACACAACUUACGGGCAUUGGCGUUAUAGGGCCGAUCCGAACGAGGGACUGUGUCGAACUUUGUCGUAA
This is a messenger RNA of Clonostachys rhizophaga, 438 nucleotides long. The record is from the annotation of a GenBank genome assembly. Lineage: Eukaryota; Fungi; Ascomycota; Sordariomycetes; Hypocreales; Bionectriaceae.